AUGAAGCUUCAGGACACUGAAAAGCUAAUCGAAGCCGUAAAAGAGCAGACAAAAGACGAAUUCGAUGAUUAUGUCGACACUGUCUUCACGGCUCAUCGAGCAGCUCGACACGGUUAUGAUGAGGUUUUUUUUCGGAACUAAAAGGACUUUUUCCUGAACUUUCUUUAUGAACCUUAAAAAUUCAAGACUCUUCUGUGGGUCAAACAUGGGCAGGUUCAAACCUCAUUCAGCCCGGGAGAAAGGGUUGGCUCACAAAAAUUUUGGAAAACUAGGGGAUCAAAUCAAAUUGCGACCUCAGGAAGGUAGUUUUGACCACAAUAAUGAAAGUUUGAGCCUCAGGGGAGUAGAAUUAAACCAAAUUUAGAAAAUCUUGAGAGGAGGGGUCGGCGGCCUUCAGAAAUGGUCUGCCCUUGUAUGCUGGGGACUUUUUUAUUAUCAUGAGAACCUGAUAUUAUUUAUAAAAACUCCUUGAAGAUAAUUAAGACUUUUUUGAGAUUCAGUACAUAUUUUUUAUUCUUUUAAAACUCGUCCAGGACGCUCUGACUUGGGACUUUUCCCUUUUUGAGCUUCCUUACAUCCUGUCAUCACACAAAAAACUUAUUAAACGCUCCAGCUCGGGACUUUUCCAAAUUUUAAGCGUCAUUAGGGUCUAUUUCUAUCCUACAACUUUUCUAGAACGUUUUGACUUGGGACUUUUUCAUUUUUCAGCUACCUUACGUCCGUUUAUCGCACUAAAAAACUUAUUAAACGCUCCUACUUGGGACUUUUUCUAAUUUUAAGCUCCAUUACAACUUAUUUAUAUUUUAAAACCCUUCCAGGACGCUCCGACUUGGGACUUCUUGCUUUUUAAGCUUCAUUACAGUCUGUCAUCUCACUAAAACACUUAUUAAACGCUCCUGCUCGGGACUUUUCACUUUUCGAGCUUCAUUAGGGUCUAUUUCUAUCCCAAAACCAUUCUAGGAUACACUGACUUGGGACUUUUUCAUUUUUAAGCUUCAUUAAAGCCUGUCAUCACACUAAAACACUUAUUAAACGCUCUUGUUUAGGACUCUUCCAAUUUUUAAAAUUUAGUGAAGUCAAUUGCUAUUCUAAAAGCAUUCUAGGACGCUCUGUCUAGUGAUUUUUUACAUUUUCAAGCUUCCUAAUGUCCUUUUAUCAUCCUGAAACUCUUAUUCAAGGCUCCUGCUCGGGACUUUUCCAAUUUUUAAGCUUCAUUGGAGUCUAUUUAUCCUACAGCUGUUCUAGGACGCUCCUGCUCGGGACUUUUCUAAUUUUCAAGCUUCAUUACAACUUAUUCAUAUUUUAAAACCCUUCCAGGACGCCCCGACUUGGGACUUUGCCAACUCCGUAUUUUUCACCACUACAAUGCUUACUUCAAUUGGCUACGGUUACGUGGCGCCGAGUACGUUUGGCGGUCGACUUUUCGGUGUCAUUUAUUGUUUGAUCGGUAAGUCAUUUCUCAAUUUGAACCUUUGAAAAAGGUAUAUUCACGGCUAGCUUGGGACGCUGAGGAGGCGUGGCCUGUCUGCGCUCUCCACAAACCAAGCACUAUCUCGUUUAUUAUCGUGUCAGGACCCUUUUUUGAUGGCUCAAGCCAGCCGUGAAUCAGCUAUAAAGUUCGAAUCGUCGGAAGUACUAUUAAACAAGGGAGCAUUCAGGGAAAAAAAAAGCUCGGUCUCUCAUUUUUGAACGCUCUCUAACAACCGAAGACUCAAGAAACUUUAUUCUCGGGCUUUUUCCGUCUUUUCUAACGUUCUACUCAAAAUCUAUCACAAUGGAUUCAAAAAAAUUAUUUCUUUAAAUACUCCAGGAAUCCCCCUGACACUCGUAACAGUCGCCAACGUCGCCAAAUUCAUAUCCGAAUCGAUUUUCUUGGUUCACUACGAGUUAUGGAAAAGUUGGAUGCGCUGGAAGGUGUGUUUUUACAACAAAAAAACUUUUCCAAAAAUAAGUUCAGGCCAAACGGAAAGGCGAAGUCGAAACGGAUCCGAAUCAACCAAUGUUUGCUGACGAUGAGGAUGAGCAGGUAAAAAAUCAGGAAUCACUCUUUUUCGUUUUCCUGUGAGCUACAGAACCCUUCCUUUCGAUGCGCGCGGCUUUUUUCUGUGCAUGUGCCUUUAAUAAAACGGAAAUUUGAGGAUAAACUUAAGACGCAUGUCCAGAACAGGAAGAAUUUAAGGAAAACAAAAAUCCUGACAAGCAUAGACUGUAACGUCCGCUUCUAGCUUGAACUUGAAAAAUUCUGAAAAAUGGUCCAAAGCUUAGAAUCUUGCAAAAAUCAACGCUACUGAUUAGGAUAAUCUCUUUCAUUGAAAUUCUAAUCAAGGUACAGUGAAAACCUACCUUUUCGACCAUUUUUUCGAAAAUUUUUAAAAUCUUCUAUUCACCGGUAGCUACUCGCAUCAUACAUGGGAAAAAUAGAGACCUCAAAGCGGGAGAAAGGGUUAAAUUACGAAAAAUUAUAGAAGAGGGUAAAAAAAAUGAAUUUUAACCCAAGGAAGGUAGUUUUGACAGAGAUACAGGUGAGUUUUUAUCACACGGGGGGUUGGCUUUCAAAAAGGCCAUACUUGCAUUAACCUCGGUUUUGGCCGCAAACUGGGGAUGGGACUUGACAAAAAAAUUUGAAAGGAGCGGGGGGUGGAAUUGAAAAAUUUAAAAAAAUUUUUUUAGGUGUGCGAACUGAGAUAUUUCAUAAAAUGCACUAUAAAAAAAAAGUUUUUUCUCAAAUCAACAAAUCAUUGUGAUUUUCGGAUUCAGCGUGGUUGAUUUAAUCUAGAAACAUGUGAAAAGUUCAAUUAGAGUUGAUGAAAACGCGAGAGAGUCAGUCGGAGGCCGAGGCAAGGGGGGGACUUGGCUGACGCCAGGCUCACUCAUUCCAUGUAUGAACGUUUUCUAAAAUUCCAUCACCUUUUCCCUCAACAAACUGCCAAAACUUCAGGAAAUCCUAGACCGGGUCAAACUGGUCCGUUUCCCGCCAAUCGUCGUCUUCGCCUUCGUUUUUCUCUACGGCUUAUUGGCUUCCUACCUUGUCAAGGUAUAGCUUUAUUUCAAAACUGAGCAUGAAGAAAAAUUCAGAGAGGCGAAACUUGGACGUACGUCGAGAGCAUGUACUUCGUCUUUAUCAGUAUUUUGACCGUUGGUGAGACUUUUUUCAAAUAUUUCAAAAAUGCGUUCUUCACCUAUAUCCUAAUUUUGAUGAUAAAUAAUCAAUUCAACCAAAUUUUCCAGGUUUCGGCGAUUUCCGACCAUCGGCUGGCAAUAUUUGGAUCACUCUGGGCCUUGUUUUAGGUAUUUUCUUCCUAAUUUUGGUUUUUAGUCGUUUCAUCGAUCAUUUUUCGAAAAAACAGUUCAAACCUCAACUUCCAGGAGGCGUAAUUCUGACGACCAUGUGUAUGGACGUCGUUGGGCGGAUGUAUCUGAAAGAAAUCCAUUAUUUGGGUCGAAAACUCAAGAGCAACAACCCAUUCUACCUCAUUCGGGAGGCAAAAGCGAGGUAAAUAUUUAAGAAAUCAGAAUUAAACUGAUCAAUCUCUUUUCAGGAUCAUUAUUAUAUAUACAGCUCCUUCCAGAAACACACACUAGGCUUUUAAGAAACUUAUGAGCUAAUUCUGGGGUAGAAUCUAACGAAAAGUCGAUUCAGAUUUAUUUUUCGAUAAUUCAAGGACUUCUAUCGGGAAAAAUUUUUAGUGGCCACUAUAGGGUUUUGACGCUUUAGUGGCCACUAUAGCAGUCGAAUUAGUGGCCACUUAAGGGGUUAAAAAUUAGUGGCCACUAUAGAGGUCUAAGUGUUACUAAACCACUAAAAAUUUUAGUGGCCACUUUAGGGGUCAGUGGAUCAACAUAACUGGUCCAGUCUUUUUUAAAAUUAUCAGAAUUACUGGAAGGAAUACUGGAUGAAAAACUACUAAAAUGGCCACUCAAACGGAAGCUAGUGGCCACUGAAAAUUUUCCCAGACCCUUUAAAAACCCUACCCAGACUUUGUUAUAACGAAAACGUUGACAUCGAUCCCGAUAGAAGUGCGCUUUAGGAACAUCUUCAAGUUCAAACUAUCAUUUUUUUGGAGUUUUUGUAGUUUCAUAUUCUCUUCAAAAUCUCCUCACUUCCAAAGUUUUUUUAAGAAAAACAAAAUGAAUUUCUCCCAGAGUUUGUAUUCCAAACAAGUUCAAGACUGAAAAAUAGUCAUUCUGAGAAUUUUCCAGACGACGUCGCGCCGCAAUGGCUUCUCUACUGGCCCAACUCGCCAAGGGAAUGAUUUUCGCUCAUAAAGACUACAGCGAGUUGGCCAGGAAGAAGUCGAAGAAAAAGAAGGUCAAACGGCGUGGAAGCCAUGUUUGUGAGUUUUCCGUAAAUUAUUCUUGUUGAAGCUCCCAAAUAAUCUCUUUUCAAGUCUUUAUAGCCUGUUCACGGCUGACUUGGGACAGCGAACGGUUUAAUUUUCGCGGCAAAGGUAGAUCAUGGCGACCAUCUAUGCGCCUUCCAUAAAAGCCCAAUUUUAUGACUUAUUUAUUUUUAUUUUGUAUUUUUUUUUUCGAUUUUAAGAACAUCUAAAAACCAAUGAGGUGAAUGUAAACAAAAACUAAAGUCAAUAAAAACAGAAACAAUUCACCAAAUGAGGCUCUUGUUAAAGGCGCAUGUAUGAACGCCAUGAUCUACCUUCGCCGCGAAAAUUAAACCGUCCCUUCGCUGUCCCAAGUCAGCCGUGAACGAGCUAUAGUUGCGCUCCAAUGAAGUUCUUUGAUGAAGCAAUUCCUUAAGGGAAUUUUUUCUUUAACCUUCCACUCUUAAAAGAUCAAAAACACGAAAUAAAAUAAUUUUUUUCAGUACCCAAUGAGAAAUUCAUGUUCGCCCGGCUGCCACCGGACCCACCCAGUGAUUGUCAGGUACCUCUUUUUUCUAAAUCGCUUUGAAAAUCUCUUAACUAGAGAGAAUCUCGCUUUUACAGUAUUUCAUGUUGUUCUAUGUAUCCGAGUAAAAUAGCGAUUCGAAAAAUAUUCAACAAUGAACUUUUUAAAAAAGACUUGAAGAUCAAUUCUAACAAAAUACGAGUAAGAUAGACCAUAAUUCUAAAAAUCAUCAAGAAAAACGUGAAAAAAGGCGUAUUCUAAUUAUUCAUCUUUUUUCUAAUGCCAUGUAAUUCGUAAUUCACAUCCUUUAUCACAUUUACCUACGAAAUCGAAGAAAAAACCUGAUAAGCGGAGAAGAAUUGCAAGGGAUUCCCCAAGAAGAAAGUUUCUCGAGUUGAGUGGUCCCUUAAAUAGAAUAGAUUACACUAAAGUGAGCACUUAACUAAACACCUUUGAGCGUUGAAAAGCCGGCUUUAACGCGUUCGAAGAAGCAAUGACUAACGGGAAAAGGAGAUAAAUUUGGCGGGGGAAAGUUCAAAUUUGACCUGUGACCACCUUUCAUCUAACGAAUCAUGACUUACUCUGGGCGCCUAAAGGCCGCCACAACUCUUUCUCUGAUACACACUAUUUCGUCGUUAUCUAGCUGCGAGAAAACGACGAAACAGUGUAUAGCCUAUUCCACGCCAGCUUUUCACGUUUUUCUUCCCGUCAAAAAGACCGUAUACCAAAUUAGAUCAAAUUUUUUAUAAUGGCAAGAAACAAAGGUCUUGAAGCGAAGUUGGUCAAAUUCGACCUGGCCUUUUGGCGGAAAGAAAAACGUGACAAGGUGGCGCGGAAUGGCCUAUAGGUCAGAGAACGGGUUAAUCGGUCUUUAUGCGCCCCACGUCAGAGUACUUCUCCAACUUUUCGUGGAUUCAUAUAAUUUUCCCAACUUUCUUCUGUCCUUCUCAUAUGCUGGGAAAAUUUUCAGUGGCCACGAUAGAGGCUCGCCAAGGACUACUUGGAGAGGACACUAAAGUGGCCACUAAACCCACCUCUAUAGUGGUCACUAUUUACCGUUUUAGUGGCCACUUCAGUAGUUUUUCAUCCAGUAUCCCUUCCAGUAACUCUGAUAAUUUUAAAACAAACAGAUUGGACCAGUUAUGAUCCAUUGACCCCUAAAGUGGCCACUAAAUAUUUUUUUUGGUCUAGAAGUAGCACUUAGACCUCUAUAGUGGCCACUAACUUUUAACCCCUUGAAGUGGCCACUAAUUUGACUACUAUAGUGGCCACUAAUUUGACUACUAUAGUGGCCACUAAUUCGACUACUAUAGUGGCCACUAAAAGUUAUCCCAGUGACUGCACUAUUUUCCAUAAAACAAAAAUUACAGUACCAUCUAUUAGGUUUUUUGGUCAUAACUGUGUACAAAAUAACCAGAAACGGUUGAAUUUUUGAAAUUUGAUGCUCCGAAAUUUGACAAGAUUCUCAAAUUUCAGGUCGUCAGUACAUCGGCCUAUUCAGUACGACUUGCCUGGGCGCCGGCAUUUUCGACCGAUUCUGAUCUGACCUACAAUAUCAGAUAUCGAUUGAAGUUAGAAAUAUAAUCCGUUCAGAUUUUGAAUGUCAAGUGCAAUGACGUCAUUCAAAAACACUCUGUGGAUGGCUCGCUCUCUGAUUGGUUUAUCACGCCAUUAGGGGCGGAGCUUGAGCGACGACUUGACAUUUUAAACCUGAACAGACUAUAUCUCUCGAAAUCAUUUUCUUUCCUGAUAUUUUUGAAAAUCUUACACAUAGUCUGUUUUUCGUGACUUGACUUCUCUGCGCCCUCCUUGUCUCUCGACGUCUCUCUCAUGUUUACGUGCUAUUUCCAUGUUUCCCUGACCUCGCCAGCGAGGGAACAGAGAGACGCAGACAUGCGAAAACUGUCGGAUGGACUAUAAAAUGUGAAAAACUCGUGAAAUUCUAUCAAAAUGGCUCCUAAACUCCAAAAAUUCCUUUUUGAUCUUCAAGCCAAGCCAAUUUUAGACACAAUGAAGACGCAAAGACCCGAGAACUCCGGGGAAUCAAAGGGAAUGCGGUGGAAAUAAUGAGCGUUGAUUCCUGCUCGUUAUAUGAAUUUCGAAUCACGGCCGUCAGCAAAUUCGGGGAGAGCAAACCUGUAUAUUUGGUCCAAUACACAGGUUUCUUUCUUUUUUUCGUAAAUUCCGAUGGAAAAAAAUUCCAGAGCCUCAACUGAGUCCACAGCACAUUUUGGCGACUCGUCUGAGCGCAAAUUCCAUCGAACUCACCUGGGAGCCGCCGUAUAAAAAGUCUCAUGAAGUUAAGGUAAAGAGGAUGUUUUUAACCCUAAAGUGACCACUUAAAAAAUUUUUCAAGGACACUAAAGUGGCCGCUAAAGCCACCUCUGUAGAAGUCUUUAUUUUGGGUCUUAGCGGCCACUAUAGUAGUUUUAGUGACCUAGUAGUCGCACUAAGACUUCUUAAGGGGCCACUGACUUUUAGCCACUUAAGUGACAUUUAAUCCAGCCACUAUAGUGACCACUGGAUCUCCAAAACCCUAAUAUCGCCAUUGAAAACUUCCCCGGUUCGUUAAAAUUGCAAACUGUUCAGUUUUCAGUCAAGUUUAAUAUUUUUCAACUCUUCAAGAGCAUUUUUCCUGUACUAUUUUUGAGUUGAAAUUCAAUCUAAAACAAAUUUUUCAGAACUACAUCGUCUACUUCACAGAAAACCCGAAUGCAUCUCUAUCCGAAUGGGAGAAAAUUCCAGUCAAUGGACGGAGAGUAAGAUUUUCACCCAGACUUAGAAUGGCUCGAAGCGCCCGACCCAAAAUGACUUGCGCCCAAGAUUUGAAAAAGACGCUUCGAGCCAUUCCAAGUGCGGUCAUUUUUGAUCAAGAAAAAUUUAGGUAGUAUUUCCUGACCUCCGCUUUGACUGGUUCUACAUGUUCAGGUGGGAUUUAUUGAUUUUUUUCGACAAAAAAUUAAUUUUUCAGUGCAACCGCCGUGUUCAAAGACGGCCAAAGGUCGCCAUUAUCCAGGGCGCUUUUCAUCAAAACCGACAAAAUCGAAUUUCACAAGCAUUGUUGGUUUUUUUUUUCAAAUUAGAAAAAUGGAAUCGAUUCCAUUCAAUGCUAUCUUACUAAAAAAAAUGUCUAAACCUAUUUUUAAGUCCUUUUUUCGUGGCAGCUAGCGGUGAAUGGACUAUAUCCCCGUUACUUCGAAAAAAGCGUCUUUUGAGACAAAAUUCGACUUUUUCCGUACCAAUACCAUUUUGCACAUGACUCUACAUUUAGAAAAUCACAUGAUUUGUGAAAAUUGAGAAUUUUAUUGAGAGCACCAACAAGGGAGGUCAUUUUACUCGGGAAUUUUCUGAAAAUCUGUCACAAUAUCCCUUGAAGUACCAAAUUAAGGCCCGGGAAGUUUCAAACUGCACUUCCUCCUAGUUUUCAAGAAAUAGCCCAAAACUGGCCUUUUUGACUAAUUUUGAAGGUUUUCUUUGACUCUGGGCCCUAAUUUUAGCUUGAAGUUUUCAGAAUCCUUUUUUGGGUUUUUUAAGGAGUUUUUUCUGGCAGAUUUCUCAGAACCGUGAAGUGAAAUGAUCUUUCUUGUAAGAAAAAAAGCGAAAAGUGCUCAUAUUUUCCAAUCUAAUCAAUAAAAUCAACUUCAGGCGUUGGUCAGUCAAGAACGAUAGAAGUUAUGGAUUCGAUUUGCGACAAGGAAGAAACGGAAACGACGGCCCUACUCAAAAGAGACUACGCCUCAUUUGCUGUCUGA
Molecule: messenger RNA, 8597 nt
Organism: Caenorhabditis auriculariae
Lineage: Eukaryota; Metazoa; Nematoda; Chromadorea; Rhabditida; Rhabditidae
Source: the annotation of a GenBank genome assembly